Molecule: messenger RNA, 489 nt
Organism: Diospyros lotus (date-plum)
Lineage: Eukaryota; Viridiplantae; Streptophyta; Magnoliopsida; Ericales; Ebenaceae
Product: pathogenesis-related protein 1A-like
Exons: 1
Coding region: 1-489 (162 amino acids)
Cellular component (GO): extracellular region
Source: RefSeq, a predicted model, not a curated record
AUGGCACUCUCAAAGCUCUUAAUGUUCUUGGCCACUGUUUCCUUGGCCAUGGCUCAACUCUCCCUAGCCAAGAAUUCCCCGAAGACCUUCCUUGACAUACACAACAAGUACCGGGCCGUCGACGGCGUCAAGCCGUUGGUAUGGAACAAAACGUUGGAGGGUAUUGCCGUGAAAUACUCUACCAAGAAGAGCACCAACUGUGAAAUGGUGCAUUCUGACGGGCCAUACGGCGAGAACCUUGCCCAAGGCUCGGGUGACUUCGGCGCUGCAGAAGCAAUAAAGCUAUGGGUGGAUGAGAAGAACUACUAUGACUACGAGAGCAACACUUGCAGCAUUGGGGAGAUAGCCUGCGGGCAUUACACUCAGGUGGUUUGGAACACCACCACCGAUGUCGGCUGCGGUAGGGUUCAAUGCAAGAACAACGACUGGUGGUUCAUCACCUGCAACUACUAUCCUCCAGGGAAUUAUGUCGGCGAACGGCCUUUUUAA